AUGAACUUUGACGAUGAUGCCCCGCCAGAUCUGGUCGAGACUCAGAGUCAGACCCCGUCUCAGGCGGAGCCGUCACUGAGCACAGGACCGCAGGACGAUCUCGAAGAGAAACGAAUCAAAGUCCCAAUCACCAUUGUCACUGGUUAUUUGGGUGCUGGAAAAACCACUCUGUUGAAUUACAUCUUGACCGCGCAGCAUGGCAAGAAGAUUGCCGUCAUCAUGAAUGAAUUCGGCGACUCCAUUGACAUUGAAAAGUCACUUACCGUCAACAAAGGGGACGAAAAGGUUGAAGAAUGGCUCGAGGUCGGCAACGGAUGUUUGUGCUGUUCCGUCAAAGACACCGGCGUCAACGCGAUCGAGUCGCUGAUGGAGAAGAAGGGUGCCUUCGACUACAUCCUCCUUGAGACCACCGGCCUGGCCGACCCUGGCAACCUGGCGCCGCUCUUCUGGGUCGAUGACGGCCUCGGCAGCACCAUCUACCUCGACGGCAUCGUCACCGUUAUCGACGCAAAGAACAUUCUCCGCAGUCUCGACGAUCCGUCUGGCAAGAUCGAAGUCGAGGAAGACCACGAUCACGACCACAGCAGCAGCCCGCUCAUGACAACGGCGCAUAUGCAAAUCUCCCACGCCGACGUCAUCGUCAUCAACAAGGCAGAUCUCGUCACCCCAGAUGAGCUGCAACAGGUCAGGGACAGGAUCGAGUCCAUCAAUGGUCUCGCCAAGAUUCACGUAACGCAGAAGAGCGAGGUUCCGCAGCUCGAGGGCGUCCUGCUGGACCUGCACGCCUACGACGAGCUUGCCGAGCUUGACUUCAGCCGCAAAGGCCACAGCCAUCUAGACCCCGCCAUCUCCACCGUCUCCAUACCGGUUCCGGUUUUGUCGCCCAGCCAAGAGGCAAAAGUGGAUAAAUGGCUGCGAAGUGUGCUCUGGGAUCACGAACUGCCAGGGGAGGGGAGGACCAUUGAGACGCACCGCUCAAAAGGGCGGUUGGUAUUCGACGACGGCAAAGUCAAGAUGAUACAGGGCGUCCGGGAAAUCUUUGAGAUUUUGGAGGCGCCUGAGCAGUCAUCGAUAGAUGGGCCAAAGCAAGGCAAGAUUAUUCUCAUCGGGCGCCACCUGCAAGGCAUCGAUUUUGAGAAGAGCCUCAAAUAUGUUUUACAAUCAUAG
This is a messenger RNA of Verticillium nonalfalfae, 1167 nucleotides long. RefSeq lists its product as uncharacterized. NCBI's taxonomy places the organism in Eukaryota, Fungi, Ascomycota, Sordariomycetes, Glomerellales, Plectosphaerellaceae. Gene Ontology annotation, cellular component: cytoplasm. The coding region runs from base 1 to 1167 and encodes 388 amino acids. The record is from RefSeq and is a predicted model, not a curated record. The transcript has 5 exons.